AUGAAGCUGCAGACGACUGCACGCCGUUGCCUGGUGCUGGUGCUCCAGGUGUUGGGUGCCGCGCACACCCUGGCCCCGGGCGAUGUCCGACCGGAGGUCCGGUCGGGACUGGGGGCCGCGAUCGGGGCCGUCCUGCUCAGCGAGUUCCGGCGUCCGUACAUCACGACGCGCAUCAGCCGCUUCAGCCAGACGGUCGAGGGUGCGCACGCCCUGGAGGACCUGGUGUCGGAGCUGCUGAGCGGGCACACCCACGGGCAGCUGGUGGUGCAGUACGACGCCGUGCCGGAUACGGCGGUGGAUCAUCGGCGGCCCUGGACGCACUGUCUGCUGCUGGCGGAGAACUACGAGACGCUGCGGGCCGCUUACCCGCGGCUGUCAUCCGCGAGGUACGACGUGUCCGGGUACUACGUCAUCGGGUUCACCGGCAACGACACCGGGCUGGCCACCGUCAACCGGCUGUUCAACGAUCUGUGGUCGCGCGAGAUCGUCAACGUGGUGGUUGCGUUCUGGGCGACCGCCGGAGUCCAGCUCUGGACGUACGUUCCGUUCUCGCCCGGUCUCUGCCGGGUCCCGAAACCGGUCCUGCUGCUCGACCCGGCCGGCACCAGGCGUACGGUGGAUUGGUUCGCUCGCAAGAACCUGCACUUCUACAACUGCCCGCUCCGGGUCGGAACCUUCGAGACGCGCCCGUUCACGCUGCUCCAGCGCGCCGGGGCUGGCGGGCUCGGCGGUUUCGAGGGGGACCUGCUGGCCAGCCUGGAGCAGAAGCUGGCGUUCACCGUCGACCUGCGUGUCCCCCCGCGGGCGCAGCAGUGGGGCCGGGCGGCGUUCGAGAACAGUACCGGCAUCAUGCGGAUGUUGUACACGGCCGAGGUCGACCUGGGCAUCGCCUGCCUCGGCGUGUCGUCGGAACGGAGCGCCAUGCUGAAGGUGGGCAAGGUGCACCUCACCACCACCCUGGUGCUGGUGGUGCCCCCGGGGCGCCCGUACAGCCCGUUCGAGAAGCUACUCCUGCCGUUCCGCAGCGCCAUCUGGUGGGUGACGCUCGGGUACGUCGGGGCUGGGCUUGCGACCAUCGCAGCGCUCUACUGCCGGCGGCGGCGGCGCUCGGGAGCCUGCUGGCGGCACGUGGUCGGCCACCGGGUGCCCUCCCCUGCCCUCAACCUCCUGCGCGUCCUGUUCGCCAGCCCCCUCACACACCCGCCGGCCGGGAAUCUGCCGCGCACGCUGCUGCUGCUGUGGCUCGGGCUUUGCCAGCUGCUCCAGUUCCUGUACCAGGGCUCCCUCUACCGCUACCUCCAGCUGGCCUCCACCCACCCGCCGAUGGCCACCAUGGACGAGGUGGUCCGCUCGGGGGCGCUCUUCCACGUCCCCGAGUCCGCGCGCCGCCUGUUCGAUCCGUUUCCGCGGCUGGUCCCGCGCCUACGAUAUCUACCGACCGUCACGGACAACAUCGCCGGGCGGCUGCGCUGGAUGGGGGAGCACCCGGACGACCCGGACACUUGCCUGUGCACCCGGGACCACGUGGCCUACUACAACCUGGCGCACCGCCGGGACGGCCACCACCUGUGGGUGGCCCGAGAGCCCGUCACCCUGUACUCCGUGACCGUCCUGUACCCGAAGCGUUCGAUGCUGACCAGCGGGUUCGACGAGCAGAUCGAGCACAUCGUGUCGUCCGGCCUGCUCAAGUACUGGGCCGCCCGCUACGGUGACUACGACUUCCGGCUGCAGCACGCCCAGGCCCCCGUCUCCGCCCCCACCCCCAUCCGACUCGGUGAGCUGCGCGGUGCCUUCGGCAUACUCGGCUGCCUGCUGGCCGUUUGCGUGCUCGUGUUCCUGCUCGAGUUCUGUGCACCCUGUACCGUGUCACGGUGCCGCCGGUACUUUGGGUAG
Molecule: messenger RNA, 1893 nt
Organism: Anopheles bellator
Lineage: Eukaryota; Metazoa; Arthropoda; Insecta; Diptera; Culicidae
Exons: 1
Coding region: 1-1893 (630 amino acids)
Cellular component (GO): membrane
Molecular function (GO): glutamate-gated receptor activity
Source: RefSeq, a predicted model, not a curated record